AAUACCAGAAGCCCUUAACUAGAGACUAAUGCUAAUGAAUAAGUUAAAUGAUCACGAGAGAUGAUCAGCUGAACAGAGUAUUCUCUACAGCCUUUAAGAAGACGAAGGACACGAAACAGCAGGAUACUACUUUGAAAACCCUCCAACUUGUCAAGAAGAGAAUUGUGCAACAUGCACUUAAGAAGGAAAACAAGAAAAAAACAAGCAGCAAAAGUAGUAGCAGCAGCAGCUCAAGCUCCAGUACAGACGAAAGUAAAAAGGAAGUAAAGAAAUCAAAGAAUCAAUUAAAAACAAAAUCACCAGGCAAACAAGCGGUUGUACGCCCUCUUCCAAGCCCGCCGCGUGUUUCUAAAACAUGAGAUGUGGCUGUUAAUUUGUCAGGUUAUUUACCAUGAGUGAAAUUCAAAAUAUAAAGUAAAAAAUACAAUAUAAAUAUAUAUAUAUAAGAGCUGUUAUUUAUUACCAAUUGUACUCAGGACGAGAAAUAAAUAUUUUAAAAUAGUCAAAUCUGUCUCAGGCAUGCAUUUACUGGGAUCAUGCGAGAGCCGAAUUCAAAAAGUUCAGAUAACGCACAGAUAACAUAUUUAGACUCGAAGUAUUUGCAUCGUUUUUCAAGGGAGCUUUUGCUGUUGCACGAUUCUUAAGUUUUUCGGACCUUUGUGGUUUGCAAAGUUCUUCUGAGUGGUGGUUGGCUAAUGGGUGCGUGUAAAAAAUAAAAGGAAAAAACACUCUAUGGAUGAAGUGGCUUAAAAGAACAGCUACCCGAGCCACUAAGCAUGCCGAUAACCGACCCGCUAAACUGAAAUCCCUCGCUUUGGCCUCAGUUCAAACUUUAGGCAGGCAUAUCGCACAUUCUUUUAUUUGCAGAAAAAAACGGAAAAUUGAAUAAUGCUGGUGGGUUUUUGGUCGAAAGUUAAAGGGUUAAGGCUGGGUAAAAAGAGAACAAAAUUGGAAUCAAAAACUGGUAGACGCUAUGGAUUCAACGACUCUUUUUAAACGGUUAUGUCGGGUAGUAGAGUGAUAUAUGAACCAAACUAAGUCUCCCACAAUUUAGUCAAAAACAUAUUACAAAAACGAUAUUUCUCGCGUAGCACUCGGUAUAAAGGAUAACAAAUGCUGAGGAAUUUGCCAGAGUGCUCAAAUGCUGUAACGACAGACAGAGGCUUCUCUUAAAGUUCAUCAGUGUUUGUUUCUCAAAAAUUAAGUAUUUGAGGACUCUUUACACAUUUCUGAGUAUUCUCUAAGAUGUUUCAACAUUUUCUAAAUCUAUGUUUUCCAACAUAGAU
Molecule: messenger RNA, 1286 nt
Organism: Orbicella faveolata
Lineage: Eukaryota; Metazoa; Cnidaria; Anthozoa; Scleractinia; Merulinidae
Biological process (GO): cortical microtubule organization
Cellular component (GO): cortical microtubule
Source: RefSeq, a predicted model, not a curated record